Molecule: messenger RNA, 1290 nt
Organism: Necator americanus (New World hookworm)
Lineage: Eukaryota; Metazoa; Nematoda; Chromadorea; Rhabditida; Ancylostomatidae
Exons: 2
Coding region: 1-1290 (429 amino acids)
Biological process (GO): chromatin remodeling
Cellular component (GO): nucleus
Source: RefSeq, a predicted model, not a curated record
AUGGAGACUAUCUCAGACUGCGUACUUACAACGCGAGAACAGUGUCCACAGACGCUGGUCUGCAUACCCUUCUCGGUGCUGCAGAGCGUAUCAAAUUUCACGCGAAAUGUAGGCGGUGUUGGUUUUGUUGUGCACCCAUCUGUCGUCCAUCUUGUCGAUUCUCACGAGAUCCUGUCACCUCGUCUGGCCAUUCUUCGCCUCCGCCCUGUGCGCCAAAAACCCAUCAGUAUCAUCAACUGCUACUCACCAACAUCAGCAGCUGAUGAAUUCGAAUUGGACGCGUUUUACGAGGAACUGGAGGAAGUAAUCCGCAACGAGAAGUCCUUCUACAAAUUCGUUGUCGGAGACUUCAACGCAAAACUAGGAAAGGCAACAGAAGAGGAAUACAGGAUUGCAAAAUUUGGACUAGGGGACCGGAAUGAAAAUGACAAUCGUCUCGCCGGGCUGUUGCCCGCCGCUCGCCUCUUUCAUGGGAACUCUUUUUUUCAUGAAAAAAAGAUCGUCGCCGGUGGACAUAGGAAUCGCCCAAUGGCGCGACUCGUGGGGAGAUCGACCACUGGUUUUGAUCACCGUCCCCUUCGUGCGAAGGUACGACUUAGCCACACGGUGGAAAAGAACAUCUGCUACCGGCAACAAAGGAGAAGAGAAGUCGUCCACAACGAUUGCGUACUCGAGGACUGGCACAUCGAGGAGGACCCAAUCGUGGACUACGAGAAGCUGCUCAGAAGAGUACGAGCCUGUGCAAACUUGGAUCGAAUUUUGAAGACCACCAAGGAAUUGUUGGAAAGAAGAAGGGCUCUGAGGCUUGAUCCGAAUGCAUCGCACAUUGAGCGGUUAGUAGCAAACACUAUCUACAGAAAAGUGUUGCAGGAGGAUUUUCUGAAAUACAGGCAGAAGAAGAUUCUGGAAGCAGCACAAAGAAGAACGAGUCUAAAGAAAUGCCGCAGAGAUCUCCGCGAAUAUAAUAUUCCGCUAGCAACCUUGCUGGGCGAAGACGGGACUCGCACGUCUUCUCGUCGUGAGAUGGAAAUCAUUACGGAGAGGUUCUACUCGAACCUUUUCCGUUCAUCAACUCCUGUGUUAAGCCCAGUCAUCCCCACUGGCGAAGCUCCACCACGGAUUCUCCCUUCGGAAGUACGAGUCGCUAUCAAGAGCAUGAAACCUGGCACAGCCCCCGGACCUGAUUUUGCAUCAGCAGACUUUCUUUGGGCUGGUGGCCAUCCGCUUCAUGUAAUCUUAGCAGCGCACAUGACAUCCUACCUUCACAAAGAAAGGAUCCCAGACCAGUGA